Labeo rohita (rohu) is the source of this 2987-nucleotide messenger RNA. It is a transcript of the gene grem2a, whose product is annotated as gremlin 2, DAN family BMP antagonist a. Bases 918 to 1502 code for a protein of 194 amino acids. Gene Ontology annotation, molecular function: receptor ligand activity; BMP binding. Gene Ontology annotation, biological process: animal organ morphogenesis. The record is from RefSeq and is a predicted model, not a curated record. The transcript is spliced from 2 exons. Lineage: Eukaryota; Metazoa; Chordata; Actinopteri; Cypriniformes; Cyprinidae.
UGUCUUUUUUAGGCCACAUAACACAUCUGCUUUGUCUUGCCUUGAUGUGCUGUCAAAACUUGUUUAUAAAACCAUUUUGUAUUUGGAAAGACACUCGAGAAAAACCUUCAGGCGGGACCUCAAUAAAGCCACAGUGAAAAUUUCCAAAGUGUUCCAGAAACCAAGCCCACACAUUUCUGAUCAAACCAAUAUAAAUAUGCAUAAAAAGAUCAUCUGAAGAUGUUUCGCUAAAAACUGCGAGUAUGUUAACUGCAGCAGUCAAGAGGGAUGGGGUUAAACCAGGGAUGCAAACUUGAGCGCUGCAGUUCAGAGGGAGUGAGAGAGGCAGAGAAACUGAGGAGAGAGAGAAAGGGAGACAAUAUGUUUUCAGGACUGGUUGAUUAACAGUGGGCUUCUGGGGGAGGUAUCAGAGAGUGCUAGACCAAAAGAGAGAGAGGGAGGGAGAGAGAGAGAGGUGUAGAUGAAUCUUUCUGUAACUUGUGUGCAACUGAUGAUUUUCCUUCUGCUCUCUUCACACUCACACACUUCUCUUUGGAGAGCCACUGGGAUGUGACAGUAAAUCAGAGAGAAGAUGAUUCAAAGACUCACCGGGAAGGACUCAGUCAAACAGAAUGCGAGCUGGAUGCCACAUAAAUGAGUAAAACUGGGGAACUAUGAGCCAUAAAGCGUGACUGCUUCGGUUUGGCCUCUGCAGAGCUGGACUCAAACAGGAAAGCCUGGUGGAGACGCACACGGCACAGUCUUCAGGAGAGCUUCGAGAAAGCUUUCGUACUUCCGAUGGAUAUCCACGCUGCUUCUCUACAUCUGGAGCUCUGAGCCUUGGCCGAUCUCUGACCUGCUGCUUGACCUUUGACCUCUGAGUGACCUCUUAAGGAAUCACAGCAAUAAAACGUGACUCGGAACUCCAGAUCUACAGGAUGUUCUGGAAGCUGGCAAUACCUGCCAUUUUGGCAUGGACCCUUUUUGCAUCCACAGAAACCAAGAAGCCACGCCCCCAGGGUGCCAUCCCCUCCCCUUACAAGCUAAAAGGCAAUGAUUUGUCAUCACCAUCCCACACACUAACGUCAUUGCCCCAGCACACAUCAGCACGACGACAGAAAGGCAAACACGACAUGCUGUCGUCGAGCCGCGAGGCCCUGGUGGUCACCGAGAGGAAGUACCUGAAGAGCGACUGGUGCAAAACACAGCCGUUACGUCAAACGGUGAGCCUGGAGGGCUGCCUGAGCCGAACCGUCAUCAACAGGUUCUGCUACGGCCAGUGUAACUCCUUCUACAUCCCACGCCACUUGACGUCUCAAACCUCACAUCGAAGUCGAAAAACAGCGUCUGCGCCAGACCACAACACUUCGUUCCAGUCUUGUGCGUUUUGCCGGCCAAGCCGGAUAACCACGGUUACCGUGCGGCUUCACUGUCCUGGGCUGCAGCCGCCGUACCGGCAACGGAAAGUGCAGCGGAUCAAGCAGUGCAAAUGUGUGUCUGUUAACGUCAAUGCCGCAUACUGAGAAGGCACACAAAUGAAACAAUGCUUUAGGGUGUGCCUUUUGGAAAAACUGGGGACGCCCAACAAUCAAUGUGUGAAACAUGCCAAAGACAACAGCUAAUCAGAAGACUGGCCACCUUCAUUAUGUCUGGACUGUACCACAGCAUGCUACCCGGGAAUGCUUAAUAGCUGCCGAGCAGCGAUGGAACACAAAGCUGGAUUUUUCUUCUUUUUUGACAAAUAUAAUGAAGCUAAGAGUUCAAUUACAUACAAGACUGAAACAGUAAAUAACAUUCAUGUGUUUAAAAUGAACAGUGUGUGACCUUUGACCUCUUGAAAGCUUUUCUUUAACAAAACAUGGAGCGUCUGUAUUUCAGCGAUCUCCUGCUUUACCUCAGCAAUGAUGGUUCUCUAUAGAGUGCAACAGUCAGGGUUCUGGAAGUAAAAAUCCUAUGCAUUUUCUCAAUUGAUUUUAAUGAUAACUUAUGAACCUUUAAAGACAGACCAAGUGUAAGCUACGAGGUUGUUAAUAGAUGGUAUAUGCUUCUGUUGAAGUCUUAAGCCUGCAUUAGCUCAACUCAUUUUUGUAAAUAAUCAUGACAUUACCCAUCAUCACUCUGAAACUACUUCAAUAUUUGUGUAUAUAUAUGUGCAUAUUUUACAAAAAACAAAAUAUGUUGUUUCUAUAUAUAAUCAACAUCUUUAAAUCAAUAGUUUUAUAUUUAUACAUAGUUUUAAUUACGAUUAUGUCAUUGGGAUUGUAGUUCCUUUUCUUAUUAAAAUUAAGAACACAGUUUUGUACCUUUGCCUUUUUCAAAUGUUUUGGUUUCAUUUUGUAAAUUUGUCUAAUACAGAAAACUUUUUUUUUUUUAAAUCCCUGUAUGAAAAAUGAAUGGGAGCAAUACUUUCGGAACCGAGGCUGCUGAAAUAUUGGGAGGGUACUGUUGCACUCUAUUAAUCUUGAUACUUGAGAACAGUGGAAACGGUCCGACCACCAUCUAUCUUCACCAUCUUGUCUUACCUACCCAGCCGUUGUAUAUAUCAGCGCUAAUGAAGGACAGGAGAAGACAUGAAAGGAUGCUGGGUGACUGUGGACCUUAUCGACAGGAAAUUAGACGGGGGGGUUGCUAUAUUUUGACUAAGGACAGGCUGUCAGUUUGGGAUAAACUAUAUUUUGACUUGGUGCUGCCAUUAGCUUUGCUGCAUCUGAUGGAAAUGAUGCCGUUGGUUUCAGUUCAUCCAUUCUGGGCUGACUCUGAUCAAGCCCUUCGAUAAUUUGAGCCUUACCGUUGUUAUGAUCAGUCACAAUGUGCGCAACAUAAACUGGGAUUCAUAAUGGUUUAAAUUUUACCUUAAAGUCUAACCGACAUGUUUUCAUUAAGACAAUAUUUAACAAAAUAGCAAAAAAAAAAUGUGUAGAUAAGGAAAUUAUAUGACAAAGCAACCAUAGAAAAUCUAUGAAAUAUAUGUAAAAUAUAUAAUAAACAUGUCUUCUAAAAAUAAAUCU